Peromyscus maniculatus bairdii (prairie deer mouse) is the source of this 824-nucleotide messenger RNA. RefSeq names its product granzyme B-like. The record is from RefSeq and is a predicted model, not a curated record. NCBI's taxonomy places the organism in Eukaryota, Metazoa, Chordata, Mammalia, Rodentia, Cricetidae. Gene Ontology annotation, biological process: proteolysis. Gene Ontology annotation, molecular function: serine-type endopeptidase activity. Gene Ontology annotation, cellular component: intracellular membrane-bounded organelle; cytoplasm.
UCUCCUAGAGGUUACAGGAGAGAAAGGACAAAGCCCCAGGUGCUGGGACCUACUGGGUCUCCCAGAGAGGAUGAAGCUCCUCCUGCUCCUGCUGGCCUUCUCUCUGCCCCCCAGGACAAAGGCAGGGGAGAUCAUCGGGGGACAUGAGGCCAAGCCCCACUCUCGACCCUACAUGGCUUGUCUUGAGAUCACUGAUGGAGAUAAAACUCGAAGGUGUGGUGGCUGCCUCAUACGAGAGGAUUUUGUGCUGACUGCGGCUCACUGUAACGGGAGCAAAAUAAUUGUCACCUUGGGGGCCCACAACAUCCAAGAACAGGAGAAGACCCAGCAGAUCAUCCCUGUGGCAAGAAUCAUCCCACAUCCUGGCUAUAAUAAACAGAAAAAACUCAAUGACAUCAUGCUCUUAAAGCUGGAGAAGAAGGCCAAGAGGACUAAAGCUGUGAGGCCCCUCAACCUGCCCAGGCGCAGGGUCCGUGUGAAGCCAGAGGAGGUGUGCUCUGUGGCUGGUUGGGGAAGGAUAGGCCCGGAGGAUGAAUUAUCAAACACACUCCAAGAGGUGGAGCUGACAGUAUGGAAGGAUCAGGAGUGUGUGUCCCACUAUCCACGUUUUUACCACAAAGCCAAUCAGAUAUGUGUGGGGGACCCAAAGAUCAAGCGAGCUUCCUUCGUGGGGGAUUCUGGAGGGCCUCUCCUCUGUAACAAAGUGUUUGCCGGCAUCGUCGCCUAUGGAAGUGAGGAUGGUUCAGCACCAAGUGUCUUCACCAGAGUCUCAAAUUUCUUAUCCUGGAUAAAGCAAAUGAUGAAACGCAGCUAACUCCAGAGCA